AUGCAUCAUUCCAUCUGCGCUCUUCUCCUCUUCACCACUCUUGUUUUCUUCACUCUAUCUACCAUCGAACCUACGGCCCAUCGUCGAUCUUGUCGGAGAAAUCUCCCAUUAUUCACAAUCCCACUGCAGAGCCCAAAGCCCAGCGGUUGGUUCCCCAAAUUGGGAAAAUGUGCCUUCAACAGCGAGCAUCUUCCUUCGCCCGCUCUGCAACGGAUGGUACUCUGUACAGAGAGGAACCAGAGCCAUGAAAGAUCUCGUUUGGGUCACGUGGCUGCCGACACCACCGACGAGGAGUUUCGCUUGUUUCUCAGAGUUUUGCAUAGGUCAGGCCUCACUGCCAGCGCCGACGUCGUUUUCAUGUUCGAUUCUGCUUCCUUGUCAUCGAGAUUCACCCCUAUUAUUCAGGAGGAGAACGACUCGUUUCUCAAGAUGGUCAAGAAGGGGACGGAAAUCGCGGAGCCAUUGUGGGGUGCGAGAACUAGAAGUAAUCUCACGAACCCGGAAACAGGGAAUGGCGGAUCAGAAGAGAUCGUCCCUCUGUUGAGUUACGGGUCGGUUCUCAGAUUUGACCCGGAGAGCUCGAUCCGGAGAACUCGCUGGCCGGGUUCUAAACGACGUCCCCCUGAGUUUGAGAAGAUGGGCGUGCUACCCGAUGUUGCUCGGUCGGGUCAAGCGGAGUUUCAAGCAUGUAAUGCUCGUAGACGUGAAGAAAUGGUAGUGGUGAAAGACCCGCUGGGAAGAGUCCGGAACCGGAGCCCCGAGACCAUUUUGUUACAUAGACAUCCAGAGAGUAGUAGCUUUAGCAUGACGCAGAGUAGGAACAACUCGGAGAAAACUCAGGGAGGCGGACGAGUCAACUCGGCGAUCAUAAUGGGCGGAGGGAAAGGCAUCCGGCGAUUAUCGAACGCGAUGCUCACGCAAAUUGUUCGGUGGGCGAUGAAAAAACGCGCGAAUAACUCGGUGUCGGAGGCGGCGGUACUGAGUCAUCUGGUGGGGAACCGGUUCACGUUGAAGAACGUGAAUUUGAUAACGGCAAACGAGUCAAUUUCGGACACGAGAUCAGUGGCUGACCCUAACUCAGCUUCUUCCACGUCAUUGUGGGAUUACGUAAUAUUCAACGCGGCCCACAUGAUCAGAGUCUUAAUUCUUUAUUAA
Neltuma alba is the source of this 1155-nucleotide messenger RNA. RefSeq lists its product as uncharacterized. Lineage: Eukaryota; Viridiplantae; Streptophyta; Magnoliopsida; Fabales; Fabaceae. The transcript is spliced from 2 exons. The coding region runs from base 1 to 1155 and encodes 384 amino acids. The record is from RefSeq and is a predicted model, not a curated record.